AUGACGGAAAGCGUCGAAGUCGGGAUUCUGAUCGAGUGGGAUCGAGUGGUGCUGAGGCUGAGAAGCGGUGUUGUUUCGUGGAGGAUUGAGAAUGCCGGCUUCUGGACAGAGGCAGGAGACAUGGCGUACUCGAAGGCCAGGCACCGUCCUGAGUGGGAGGAUGGAGUGUUGCUCGUAGACGCUCUGAACGGAGUGGUUGGUCCGAGGUCGUCCGGUUUCGUCUCCGCCUCAGGCAUGAAGAUUUCCAGUCAACUUGACGCCCAUCCAAGUCUCAGUCAGCAGAUCCUCCUGCCGUCCGCAUCCUCAGGUCCAGCUCUCGAGACAUCUGAAGAAUCAUGCGACGAUACAGGACUUCCGCCAUGCCUCACGUCAGCAAUCGCAUCCGCCCGCUCGCGAAACCAUCCAGCCUCUGCCGGAUUCCAGAUCACGGAAUCGGGUCUCAUCAUCUUCCUAGAUGCAUGUGAAGAGAAGUGUGCAAGGCAUGUCAAAGAAGCAUGGCCAGGAGGUCAGAUGCAAGGUCCUUGCUCUCACAUCCUGGAGUCUGCGCACGGUCAGAGCCAGCCGUGUGUGGUUGAUAAAAACGGCAACCGGAAAAGACAGGCGAGCAAGAAACGCCUGGCGCCUCGAGACGUCGCCGCCGCCCGGACUCGUGUUCUGGAGCAAUUCGAAAUCCAUCCGCCUUCAGCACCGUUAUCCACAGCCAACGUCCGUCGAAAGCGAAAACGACUUGCUAGCGACAACGAAGAGCGUGAAGAAGUAUAG
Molecule: messenger RNA, 762 nt
Organism: Zymoseptoria tritici IPO323
Lineage: Eukaryota; Fungi; Ascomycota; Dothideomycetes; Mycosphaerellales; Mycosphaerellaceae
Exons: 4
Coding region: 1-762 (253 amino acids)
Source: RefSeq, a predicted model, not a curated record